AAGCCCCUACCCCAUCAUCACCCCUAAACUUCAUGGCCAAGAAGCGCUCCCAAUUCAUUGCCGUCCAGUCUCAAACUUGGAGUCUCUUGAAUCCGGAGGAAGCAUGCAUCCUAUGUCAACAGUUUCAAUUCAAAGACCUGAAUUCCAAAAUUUCUUUCCUAAUGGGUGUCCAAGCCGGGAUAAAUGUCUAAGAAUUACUGCCUCUUGGACCAUCUUGAACAGGGCGAUGGGCUCAAAAUUCCACGCUAUGAUGAAUAAUAAAAAGGAAGAAGUUUCAGUACAGCUUUCAACAUCAUCCAUGCUCGUGGCGGAAAUUCUGGGGUGCGAUAAUCUACAUUGUGACGAAUCGCAGCCAUCAUAUCAAGAAUUGGCUCCAGAUAAUAUGUUCGAGUUUGGGCAAUUUGUUGCCCGAGAAGCCAUGCUUGAUGAAGAGUAUUGGACAGCAGCGUGGCUAAGGGCAGAAAGUCACUGGGAGGAUCGAACUUAUGAACGAUAUAUUGAUAACUACAAAAGAAAAUUUGCGGAGCAGGAAUAUAACGCAGUAAAGAGGCGAUGCAGAGGGCAAACCAGGGAGAGCUGUACAUGCAUUAUCACGGUGAAUAACGAGCAGAAGAAUGUAAAAGGGUCAAUAUUGAAAAGCGUGGUUGGGACCCUUGAUUUGAGCAUUGGAUAUUUGCUGAAGGGAGAGACCUUUCCUGGGGAAGGGGUGAAGGCUCCUCCUCUUCUUUUUCGUAGCAUAGACAGAACACCGCCAAGCAGAUAUGGCUAUAUCGCAAACUUAUGUGUUGCCAAAUCAGCUCGUCGGGUGGGCAUUGCCAGCAACAUGCUGUAUUUUGCUGUUGAAUAUGCUAAAUCUCAUGGGGCGGAACAGGCGUAUGUGCACGUUGACCCAAACAACAGACCUGCACAGAUAUUGUACCAAAAAAUGGGUUUUGAGAUGGUCGAACCGGCGCAUGAUCAUUUGUCACCCCAGCAACCGUACUUGCUUCGCUUACAUAUAUAGAUCAAUCCAAAACAUGGUGUACUAUAUAUGAUUUGAUUGGACACACACCGAUGAACAAUUAUUUGUCUUGGAUUGUCAAGGUUUACAAAAUUAGAUUCAAAACUUCGAUAAACUCAUGUCACAAGAAACUUGAGCAGACACAGAUAUGAUCAA
Molecule: messenger RNA, 1156 nt
Organism: Neltuma alba
Lineage: Eukaryota; Viridiplantae; Streptophyta; Magnoliopsida; Fabales; Fabaceae
Exons: 10
Coding region: 104-1003 (299 amino acids)
Molecular function (GO): acyltransferase activity, transferring groups other than amino-acyl groups
Source: RefSeq, a predicted model, not a curated record